Messenger RNA from Didymosphaeria variabile, 765 nucleotides. RefSeq lists its product as uncharacterized. Bases 1 to 765 code for a protein of 254 amino acids. Lineage: Eukaryota; Fungi; Ascomycota; Dothideomycetes; Pleosporales; Didymosphaeriaceae. The record is from RefSeq and is a predicted model, not a curated record. The transcript has a single exon.
AUGGAUUCCAUGCGCAGCCUCAACACCUCGUUGCCCAGGACACGAAGACGUCAACCGACCCCGCAGCCCGACACCCACAAAGCGUUCAAGGACACGGCGUUGACCGUCACCAACCUGUACAGGACCGCCCUUGCAGAUAUUGAACGUUCUCGCUCAGAUGGCUACCAGCAGGCGCUGGACGACCUCCUCGGAUUCUUGGAUAAAGAGAAUCUCGGUGUAGGAGACGGAGAAGGAUGGCGCAUUAGGCAAUGGGCCACGGAGCGCCUAGACGGAGCGCUGCUAGUGAAUUCGACCAGCGACACGGACGAGGACAUACCCGAAGAACAACGAGCACGCAGUUCCUCGCCGGUCGUAGAGCAUGUCCCUGAGGAGAACCAUUCCGUCACACCCGAGCCAACCUCUCGCAGCGACUCAGCUCCUCCAGCCGCCACAGAGUCAGCCAAUUCCGACACGGACAUGGCACCGCUCCCGCCCAUGUUUCACUUCGCCUCACCUCAAGUCUACCCAGCAAACAACAACAUGGACAACGCUACUUACGAUUUCGCCGCCGCUGCUCGUCGUGCCUUCCCCACGACCCGCCGAAACUCCAACAGGUCGUCCUCUCGAAGCCUGCAACGCUCGGCGGCUCAAAAUCUCGUCUCUCUAGGCAAUGGCGCCGGUCAGAAACGAAAGCUCAUGAACGACUUCUUCAAUGUAGACUUCAACCACGACAGACGGGACAGGGAAGGCCCUGGCGGUGGCCCUAAGAAGGGACGGAUGACCUGA